GUGGCCACACCUCCUGCACUUAAAGGCACAUGCGACAGAGGCAUGCGCUGUGUGGAGCACUUUAUGGCAGCCACGCGAAGGCGCGAGGCCAGCGGCCGAUGCUUCGUGGGGCGGGGUCUGCGUCCACGUCUUUGGAGGCUGGCUGUUAUUCCCUUGGUGCUCCCACCGUUCGGCGAUCAUGGCGACGGUGGCAGCAUUGUGGCGGAGAGCGAGGGACUACAUGAAGACCAAGGAGUUCCGGGAAUACCUGACCAGCGUGCACUUCUGGGGUCCUGUGGCCAACUGGGGCCUGCCGCUGGCCGCCUUUAAGGAUAUGAGGGCACCGCCCGACAUCAUCAGCGGCCGCAUGACGACGGCGCUCAUCUUCUACUCGAUGGCCUUCAUGCGUUUCGCCUAUCGCGUACAGCCUCGAAACUUGCUGCUGUUGGCGUGCCACACCACCAACGUUAUGGCGCAGAGUGUGCAGGCGGGCCGCUUCGUAAUCCACCACUACGGCGGCACCGCCACCACCACCGCUGCCACCACCACCACCAACGACCCCACCAUGGUUCACACCAGCGACCGUGUGUGUGCUAGCGACUUUGAGGAUGACAACUCCUGCUAGGCAGCCCCCAGCUCCAACCCGUCGUCCUCCAAACCUGGCUGAGCGGGUCCGAUUGAGUUUUUGCAGCUUGCAAGCACCGAACUGUUACUCUUCCUGAAGAAAAGGCCAGUGAAAAGUUUGGUUUUGACUCAAAUAAAACAGUUCGAAUCUGAUUUAAACCUGCAGUUUGGUUAAUAAAAAAAAUAGAA
Molecule: messenger RNA, 792 nt
Organism: Acinonyx jubatus (cheetah)
Lineage: Eukaryota; Metazoa; Chordata; Mammalia; Carnivora; Felidae
Gene: MPC1L
Product: mitochondrial pyruvate carrier 1 like
Exons: 1
Coding region: 179-604 (141 amino acids)
Biological process (GO): pyruvate import into mitochondria
Cellular component (GO): mitochondrial inner membrane
Source: RefSeq, a predicted model, not a curated record